AUGGGCAACUCCAGCGGCAAGCCCGUCGUCUUCACUGAUGAAGUAGUAAGCCUCGACCACUUUCGACUGCUCCGUGUCGUCGGCAAGGGCGCCUUUGGCAAGGUCCGCAUUGUAGAGCGAAAGGACACUGGCUUGACCUUUGCUCUCAAAUAUAUCCGCAAAGAUGAGGUGGUACGCAGCGAGAGCGUAAGGAAUAUGAUUCGAGAACGACGGAUGCUGGAACACCUCAACCACCCCUUCUUGUGCAAUUUGCGAUACAGUUUUCAGGACGUCGAAUAUUUGUACAUUGUCGUCGACCUCAUGACAGGCGGUGACCUACGCUUCCACAUUUCUCGCAAAUCCUUCACCGAAGAGGCCAUUCGCUUCUGGAUCUCACAACUGGGCUGCGCUCUGCGCUAUAUCCACAAGCAGAACAUUGUUCACCGUGAUGUCAAGCCCGACAACGUGCUGCUUGAUUCUGACGGCCACGUGCAUCUGGCUGAUUUUAACGUUGCAACAGACCUCACACCUGGUAAGCCUCUCACCAGUCGAUCAGGCACAUUAGCCUACCUUGCGCCCGAGGUAUAUCGUGGCAAGGGCUACGGAGCCGAGUGCGACUGGUGGUCGUUGGGUGUGCUCUUCUAUGAGUGCAUCUACAGCAAGCGACCUUUUGAAGGACACCACCACGACCAACUUAUCCAAGCUAUCGUCAAGGGCGAGCCCAACUUCCCUGUUACCAACCCUCCCGUGUCGAUGGUGUGUAUGCACGCGAUCAGUUCGCUGCUGGAGAAAGACAAGUCACAAAGAAUCGGAGCCAGCAGCUGGAAUAGCUUCACCGACAACCCCUUCUUCCGCGAACUCGACUUUGAUGCGCUCGAGCGCAAGGAGAUUGAACCCAUCUUCAAGCCUUCAAGCGAAAAGACAAACUUUGAUGCUACAUAUGACUUGGAGGAGCUGCUACUGGAGGAGGCCCCAUUGGAAGCGCGCACCAGGAAACAGAAGCCUCGUCCCGAGUUACGAGCUGAUGCCACCGAGGCCGAAAUCCGUGCUGACGAGCUGCACCGCAUGAUUGAAACCAUGUUUGAGCCGUUCAACUACCUCACCGUUCCUGAAAACAGAAACCCUGUCAGCGUUGAAGGCGAAUCACCCGUCACUACAAAGUCAGAUCACAACGAUAGCCCCGCGCCUCAAGACCUGCACAAGGUCCGCUCAAUACCCACUCCUCAUGCCUCUACACCUCACAACGUCUCCCGUACCCGCUCAUCAACGCAAUCGCCCAAUGGCUCUCCUCCGCUACCGACCCACCAAGUUCAGAACAACGCACAUUCGCAAUCCGAAUACUUUGCCCAGCAACAACAAAGACUUCCUCGUUCCGAGCGCUACGACCUGCCUCCCCCUCCCCCUCCUCCCACUUCCCACCCGCAACAAGCCAACAACAAAGCUCACCGUCCUCGUGGCAGCACCCGAAGUACCUCUAUGAGUGGUGGCGUUCAGGUUGUGCUGAAUGAAACCGGCAGCUGGAGUGAAAUGGCCAACCAGAGUCAGACACUUGUCCAGCCCCAAGAGGAGCGUAAACCUGCUGGUAUGCUCGGUUUCCUUAGUCGCAAGAAGGGCAGAGAUCGAAGCCCCAAGGCCAAGGAGCGCGAACGUGGUGUUCUAGGUAAAGAAGGUGCCAGAGUCGUGGUUGGAAGCUGA
Molecule: messenger RNA, 1674 nt
Organism: Aureobasidium melanogenum CBS 110374
Lineage: Eukaryota; Fungi; Ascomycota; Dothideomycetes; Dothideales; Saccotheciaceae
Product: RAC-alpha serine/threonine-protein kinase
Exons: 6
Coding region: 1-1674 (557 amino acids)
Biological process (GO): intracellular signal transduction; peptidyl-serine phosphorylation
Molecular function (GO): ATP binding; protein serine/threonine kinase activity
Source: RefSeq, a predicted model, not a curated record